This is a messenger RNA of Ziziphus jujuba (common jujube), 1486 nucleotides long. RefSeq names its product protein PHOSPHATE STARVATION RESPONSE 1. The record is from RefSeq and is a predicted model, not a curated record. The transcript has 6 exons. Bases 632 to 1174 code for a protein of 180 amino acids. Gene Ontology annotation, molecular function: DNA-binding transcription factor activity; DNA binding. NCBI's taxonomy places the organism in Eukaryota, Viridiplantae, Streptophyta, Magnoliopsida, Rosales, Rhamnaceae.
UUAAAAACAUUAAAUUUGUGGUUAUGAAAUUGGAGAGUACAAUAAUUUUCUGAUCAAAUGGAAGUCAAAGAAUUAAGAUAUUCACGAGUCUAUUGCGUGUGUAAGAGAGAGAGAGAGAGAGAGAGAGAGAGAGAGAGAGAGAGAGAGACUAUUACACCUUACAAGGACAACUGUGAAAUGAGGGAGAAGAAGAAAAUGGCCGGUGAAGAAGUCACAUGAUUUCCAACAGUUCAUGGCACAAGUCGCAUCUGUAUCCACAAAUGUCUGUUUUUUAUUAUUUUAUUUUAUUUUUUCAACCAUAUGAAAUCUUAGAAUUUCUCUGGCUUUAUUAUAAGUCCACUCUUGAAUAAAGCAAAAACAUAUCUCAACAUUUCAGACAAACUGAGAAACAAUACCACAUCUCUCCCUCUCAGCUUUGUCUUACUUUUCAAGCUCCUUCUAGGGCAUGCAAGGUUCGCUCUGAUUAGCAACUUGGAAAGGAGAAGGAUUUCAGAAUCACCUUCAGCAAUAUCAAUGUUUCAGCUAUUCUGUACAAGGGCUUAAUUAUUUUAAGAACCCUCAACAUUAGAAACUGAUCAUCAAGUUGUCCGAGGGACAAGCUACCGAUCCAAAGGAAACGAUCGUAGAAGCCAUGAAAGAUCGUAGAUUGGAGAUUGGUGUACAAGGAAAAAUUGAAAGAAGUGAGGAAGAAGCCGAAAACACAUCAUCAUCUGCAGCCUUACUCUCUUCCCGGAAGUGUUCAUCCUUUGAUUUAAAUGAAGCAGCCGUCGGCGAAAAUGAUAUAAUAACGACAAUGGAAGAAGAUGAUGUAAAAAUAGCAGAAGAGGAUUCAUCAUUGUCAGCUAAUUAUAAUUCCUCAGCCACAAGUAGUACUAGUGCUGAAGAUGAGGAACCAAAGCCUAAAGUUAGGGAAUAUCUUAGAUCCAAAAUGCCUCGCCUCCGGUGGACUCCGGACCUGCAUCACUCUUUUGUGCAUGCUGUUGAACAGCUUGGUGGACAAGAAAGAGCAACUCCCAAGUUAGUUCUUCAGCUAAUGAAAGUGAGAGGACUUAGCAUCGCACAUGUAAAGAGUCACUUGCAGAUGUACCGAAGCAAGAAGAUUGACGAGGCUGGCCAAGCAUUGCAAUCAUACGGAUCAAUUGGGCAUGGAAGAAAUCCUUGUAAUGCGCUAUAAAACGGGGAGCGACAGAAUUGAGCUCAGCCUUGUUCGGGGUCUUUUUCACUGUUCUUCAUUCUCUCAGCCACAUUUAGAUUUCAAAGCUAGCACUUUAAGUAGUUCUAUGGUGCGGACUGGUCGUAUACGGACCACAUUAAAAAUGACAUAUUUUGGUUCUUUUCAUCGGUUAUGCUGUAUAUGUGUAUCUUUGUUAUGUACAUUGUGUACACAUAUACAGUAAAAUCUGACAUUUUUUUUCAAAAAGUAUCAGGUUUGACAUGAUCCAUAUGUAGACUGUCCACACCAUAGAAUUUUCUUAUAUAUAUAUAU